Molecule: messenger RNA, 2937 nt
Organism: Gigantopelta aegis
Lineage: Eukaryota; Metazoa; Mollusca; Gastropoda; Neomphalida; Peltospiridae
Product: atrial natriuretic peptide receptor 1-like
Exons: 3
Coding region: 1-2937 (978 amino acids)
Biological process (GO): intracellular signal transduction; cyclic nucleotide biosynthetic process; phosphate ion transmembrane transport
Cellular component (GO): ATP-binding cassette (ABC) transporter complex
Molecular function (GO): phosphate ion binding; protein kinase activity; ATP binding
Source: RefSeq, a predicted model, not a curated record
AUGGCGACAACAAUUCAAUGGAUAACCAACACCUGCCUUGUACUCUUCUUCACCCUGUGCGUUGUUCGUCUGUCGGACGAGACGAUAGAGGUCAAGGGCGCAGGAGCUUCGUUCCCGCUCGACGUUUACACGUCAUGGAUCCCGGCCUACGAGACGUACCGACGUCGAUUUCAAGACGUCCACAUCAGUUACAGCAGCAUCGGCAGCGGCAAAGGGAAGGCGCGGAUUAAAGGGGAGCUCCAGCCACGGGUGGAUUACGCCGGUUCGGACUCUCUCCUGUCAGACAGGGACUACCGAGACUCUCCGGAUCUCCAGAUGUUUCCCACAAUGGCAGGGGCUGUUGUUUGCGUUUUCAAUCUACCUGGAAUAUCCCAACUCAACAUGACGAUUCAUCAACUGGCUAGAAUAUACAGUGGACGGAUCACUUGGUGGAAUGACUCAUCUCUAGUGGAAAUAAACCCCGAAAUCACCUUACCAAACAAAAAGAUCAUCACAACAGCAAGGCGCGACAAGUCCGGUACAACGGAGAUUUUCACCAGGACUCUUAGUUCCUUUGAUGCCGACUGGAAGCUCCAAUACGGGAUGUUUAACCAAGGACUGGACGAGAACGACCGACCGGUGCACUGGAAUUCAACAACGGUUCAGGUGUAUGGCCAGUCGAACCGAGGCCUGUCGGGAAUGAUGCUGUCAAUCCGUUACUCCAUUGGCUACCUGGUCAUGUCGGAAGCGACUUCCAUGAAACUGAGCUAUGCACUGUUGCAGAACAACGCCAGCCAGUUCGUCGACCCGACCAUCACCACAGUCCAGAACGCCAUGGUCGCUACCUCCUCGAGGUUUGACAAUCGAAUGACAGCCUCGUUAUCAAACCCCACCGGAAGCGAAUCUUACCCAAUGGCCGGAUACACGUACUUCAUCAUUAAGAAAUCUAACAUGACUGACUGCCAGGUUGCUAAAGAACUUGUCCGAUACAUUGAAUGGUUCUACACAAAUCCUGUAGCUAAAGAGUAUUGCUCGGGUGCGGGAAUGGUGCCUCUUCCGUAUGAUUUAUACAAACUAAUCUUGAGUAAGAUCAUUCAAAAGGUAACGUGCAACAAUCGAAACGUGUACAAUUUAGUACAGGAGGAUAUACAGAGAGAACUGGACUCGUUAAGGACUUGGGUCAUUCCAGUGUAUGUUGCUGCACCACUGUUCGGUGUAUUGGUUCUUGUUGCAGCUAUUUGUGUGAUCAACAUGAAGACGAAAACAUGCAGAGCUGUGUGGAACAAUGAAUGGAAAAUAGAACCAUGGGAAAUCAAUUUUUAUCACCUAAGCCCGAGAAAAAGUAUCGUCAGAACUGGCAAAUUUGCUCGCUUCACAAGAAAUAAAAUCCACCCAGCUGUUGCCAAUGGGAAGACGGCGCCGACGACGUCGACGUUUUCCUCUUGUCUGGGAGAAUGGUGCGGGAAUUUAGUGUAUCUCAGAGCGCUGGGCAUUAACAAGAACCUGACGUUCAACACAAAGAAGACGGUCUUGUGGAUGGAGCGAUCCUUGCGGCACAAGAACCUGACUCGGUUUUACGGCCUGGUGUACCUGGACGGCGUGUAUCAUUCGGUGAUGAACUACAACGUCAAAGGAUCGUUGAACAAUUUCCUCUACAAGUCCAACCUGAGCACAAGCAUCGAUCUCAAAUUUGCCAUUACGUACGAGCUUGCCUGCGGGAUGACCUUCCUACACCGAAACAACAUAGUUCACGGCAGCCUGUCCAGUUCCAACUGCUACUUUGAUAGCAACUGGUCGCUCAGGAUCGACGAAUGGGGGAAGGACAGAUUGGAAGACAGAACGAACAGAAAGAAUUAUAACAUUGACGACAUCAGUAAUAUCACACAGUGGGACUCUCCCGAGUUCUGGACGGCGCCCGAGAUUCUGCAGCACAACACACAGCCCACCAAAAGCGGGGAUGUCUAUAGCUUUGGUAUGACAAUGAAGGAGAUCUUUACCAGAGAACUGCCAUUCUCGGAAUACUCCUCAUGCAGAACUCCGGGUGAGGUCUUAAGAGAUGUCAUCUCCGUAUCUCUCCGUCCAGGGUUUUAUCUUACCACCCCUUUCACCGCAAGAGCGAUUAUGAGCAUUACCUGGGAAAGUGAUCCCGGCGUGAGACCAACAUUUUCAUUAAUCCAAGAGAAGAUCAUGAAAACCUAUUCCAGGGGAAAUGCAGUGGUGGAUUCUAUCAUUCACCUGCUGGAAGAGUAUGUCUCUAUGCUAGAGGAAACAAUUGAAACUGUAGAAGCCCGUGACAAAAUAGUCACGAAUCGAGAUUCAAACAACUGUCCAACGAUAAAGACCUUGCCAUCGCUCGAGAAGGUCCAGCCGCAGAAAUUCUCUUCGGUAACCGUCGUUGUGUGUAACGCAUGUGACUUCCUGUCCUUAGUAUCUCGAUUUACCUCCGCUGACAUUUUUCAGAUGCUGACCAAUCUUUUCCAAGCAUUUGAUGACAUCGCUUUGAAGAAUCAGCUCUACACUUUCGACGUCACCUACAACUGUUGCAAAAUGGUUGCUGGGUUACCGAAGCCUAGCAACAUACACGCACAGAUUGCCGUGCAGACGGCACUGGACCUUAUGGCGGUGACUCGUAAGAUUCGCGUUAAUGUUAACACGCUCGAACCGCUGAGACUGAAGAUAGGGAUCAGUUCGGGCACCGUGUUCCUGAGCAGUUCGGGAGUCUGCUCGUACCCUGAGAAGCGCUUCGUGUGUGGUGAUGCAGUCUACGUGGCCACUCAGCUGGCUGAAGAGGCUAAGCCCAGCACGCUUCUAAUAUCGCAGACGACAGCUGAGCUACUGCAAUCGACGGCAAAGUGGAAUGUGAUUCCCAGAAGGGAUCCAUUUAUGUGGAAAGGUGAUCUGUUAAAAACAUUUUGGCUUCAAACCAACAACAAUCUGUUCAACUUAACAACAGUUUAA